Lytechinus pictus (painted urchin) is the source of this 3117-nucleotide messenger RNA. RefSeq lists its product as uncharacterized. NCBI's taxonomy places the organism in Eukaryota, Metazoa, Echinodermata, Echinoidea, Temnopleuroida, Toxopneustidae. The record is from RefSeq and is a predicted model, not a curated record. The coding region runs from base 261 to 1811 and encodes 516 amino acids. The transcript is spliced from 11 exons.
UCAACGAGUGCAAUACUGGUACCUCCAACUGUCACUCAUUGGCGGCCUGUAUCAACAUUCCUGGUUCUUACCAAUGUAGUUGCAAUCAGGGUUACCAAGGAGACGGGAUAAACUGCACAGAUAUCAACGAAUGUGAUGCGGGGUCUUUCGCCUGUGACCAGAACGCAACGUGUGUCAACACAAUCGGAAGCUAUCAAUGUACAUGCAAUGCAGGUUUUACUGGCGAUGGCACUAUCUGCGAUUUAAUUGUUUCAACUGCCAUGAAUGCUCGGUCCAGGGGUGAUAUUCCAUGCAUCUCUCGUCUCCAGUGCGAUGACGUCAACACUGAAGGGACAGAGUCUGCUCAACCGGCAUCAAAGUUGUCUGGAGCAAGAUCCUCUGGUGGUGUUGGGGCAAGGACUAAUGGCAAAAAUAAAAAUGGAAAGGUUCCUCCAACUGUAAACCUCACCGUAAUCGCAACCUACCUUUCUUAUUCAACAAUUGACCUGGUAGCAAAUGGCACAGUGAUUUCGGCAUUCAUCGCCGACCCUUCGGCAGAUUUCGGCACGACUCGCAUAGACUCGGCCGUAACCGGACCCGAUGGUGUGGUAGUGUUGACAGUGCCGCACAAUCAGACUGUUCUCAUUGUUGCAACUCGAAAUGAACUCCUGAGUAAUUCCAUCACAAUCAAGGCAAACUUGAACCAGAAUAAUGUUGUGACCCUCACCUUGGCCGUGUCGGAUGAAUUCAAUAUAUUUCUCUGGCGAAGUACCACAUCAAACACCUUUGAGUUUGGAAGAGGGAACGGCGCGCCGAUGUACCGAGUGGCAUUUCCAGUUCGUGGACUAGCAGUUCCCGAAAGGUCAUUGGUGGAGAUUGAAUUUUAUGAGGUCAACAUAACCAAUCCUAAAGAUUUGCAAUACGCCCCAGAAUUAAUCGCCGAGGUCCCCAGAGCUCCUCUUGAAGAGUUUGGGAGGCGGAACAGUGAUGGGAUAUCAAAACACGACCUCGUCUCUCUUGAGGUAGUGAGUAUGAUGGACCUUCGGAUAUCUCGUCAGGACACGGGCAAGGUCCCAAUAAUCACACGUCCAGUCACUCUGACCAUGCCGAUCUUUAACCUACCUCAGGAUCUAUCGGUGGGAGAUUCCCUGGAUGCUUGGUUCUUCGAUACUAGCCACGGUGUGUGGAGGAACGACGGAGCGGGGGUGAUAGGGGUGGAUCCCGACAGUAACAAGCUCGUCUGGACUUACCAACCAACGCACUUCCAUGACUUCACCUGGUGGGCUGCAGGAAGACCACAGGUUCUACCUAGUUGUGUCAAGGUCAAGACUUGCCUAGAUGAAGCGUGUGUAAAUCCUUUACCGGCUAUCAGGAUAAGUCUAGUGGGUGAAAACCAUGGAUUCAUGAGCUCCAGGAUAACCGAUCAAAAUGCCGAAACGUGUUUCUCAUUUAAACACGGAAGUUUCGUGUUUCUCCAAGCAGCAUGCACCACACAAAGAAUACAAGUUGGCAGUACGACGCAGCCCGCCCUCUGCGACAAUUCAGCCGUUGACAUUCCUUCAUUUCGGUCUUCUUCCGGUACUACUACAAAUGCCUGCAAGGAGAUCACAAUGAUCAUUCCAUCAUCAGCAGUUAACUCCACAUGCCCUGACCCUGGUGAGGUCGAACCUGCAACACGUACCCUGAGCGGCCUCCAGUAUUCCAACUCGGUCCAGUACACCUGCGCUCCUGACUUCUCACCUGAAGCCGGGUAUGGCUACCGGACGUGCUUAGAAUGUGGAACGUGGUCGGAUCACCUUGUCAAUUGUGCGUUCACACGUUGGUUUCCAUGAGGCUUCUCCAGCGCACACCAAUUGCCAAGGAUGAAUCCACCUAAAGCAGCAGCAUACACAUGUAAAUGCUUGGCGAUGGCGGAUUCUCCGGUCUCUAUUCCUCUGGUUUGUAGAGGUGGGGAACAUCCAUUGCAGAGGCUGAAUCAACUUAAAGAUAUUGAAGGAGUAGGCCUACUAAUCAAUUCUCGUUGGAAACGGCCCCCUCUUCUUUGGACACUUUCUCCCUUUGUUUUUAGAAAUUGUUUAAAAAAGCAGUCACUCAUUAAUAUUGAAGACGUUGUUUUUCAUUGGCUUUUUCUCAUUUUCUCCCAAAACAAGAUGAUCUGGAAGUACUAUUUUGCUAUCUUUCAAUGACCAUUUCCGUUCUUCAUCUUCCCACCACCAUGACCACAUAUAUCUUCCAAUGAGAUUGAAAGAGACAUAAGUUUGGUCCUAUAAGAUUCAGAGAAUGGCGACGGUCGCGUGGUAACAUGAUACCAAUAAACAUCCAGACGAAAAUAAGAUCUGAAAACUGGGAAAAUCUAUUAUGGGUGUUGACUGUAUCAUUAUUAAUGAUAAUCAAAUGCUUUGUGUUAAAGGAAAGUGAUAUGUUUCAAAUGUUUAAUUCAAGCACAAUUCUUUCUAUUGUGUAUUAUGGUGAUGUUCAGAUGAAUAAAAUGACUACGAUUAAAACGAUUAAGUGUUUUUAUUUUUCAUUUGAUUUUCCAUUUUCCACCUUUGUGAGGUGUUGUGUGGCUCAGUGGAUAUUGCGUCCUUUGGCUGUGCGUUUAUCUACAGUUGCCUCUCUCAACCCAGGUGUAUCAAAUUGGUACCCGAUAGGAAGUAAUUCCUUGAAUGCUCGAGCGCUCGAUAAGAAUAGCCAUGCUAAAGCCGGGUUAACAGUAGGCAGUGUUUAGAAACAUUGUGUAAAGCGCUAAAUAAAUGUUGCAUAAUUAUUGUUAUCGUUAUCAUUGACACGUAGUGAAAGAGGAUGAGAUGUAAUUUGGGGGCAAGUCGGUUGCAUCAAGGAAUUCCCUGGUCACAUAAGAACUAAACUUUAAUUUCAAGUUCUCAACUCCUUUGUCAAGUACGAGCUCAGUAAUAAUUUGGAUUUUAUCUUUAUCCAUCGUCAUCUAUUUCAAGCUUAACCGCUCACGAUGGCGGUCUCCUGCGUUCAUUAAGUAUUAUUAUUAUCCUUAUUAUUAAUAAGUUAAGAUUAUGUUCACAUCAUUCUUUUGUGUAUUUAUUAUGUAUCAUGACUAUAUUUUUUAUUUUGUAUCAUGACUAUAUUGUUUGUUUACAUUGAUAUUGUAUUAUUUGAAUGCAG